Messenger RNA from Spinacia oleracea (spinach), 959 nucleotides. Its product is annotated as abscisic acid receptor PYL5. The record is from RefSeq and is a predicted model, not a curated record. Gene Ontology annotation, cellular component: cytoplasm; nucleus. Gene Ontology annotation, biological process: abscisic acid-activated signaling pathway. Gene Ontology annotation, molecular function: abscisic acid binding; signaling receptor activity; protein phosphatase inhibitor activity. Lineage: Eukaryota; Viridiplantae; Streptophyta; Magnoliopsida; Caryophyllales; Amaranthaceae. The transcript has 3 exons. Bases 138 to 689 code for a protein of 183 amino acids.
AAUAAUAAUACACUAGCUUACCCCUUCUCACUCUAAAUAUCAUCAAACUUUCAAUUGCUAUUUUGGGAACUUUUUAUUUCCCAAAAUAUCUUCAUAUUUAUUUAUUUAUUUAUUUAAUUUAAAAGGAAAAAAGAAAAAUGGAGGCAGAGUUGAUCACCAAGUUCCACAAGCAGCAGCAAAUUGGAGUACACCAAUGUUCUUCCUCUCUCACUAAACGCAUCAAAGCUCCUACUGAUAUUGUUUGGUCAUUGGUAAGGAGCUUUGAUAAACCCCAGAAAUACAAGCCAUUUGUUAGUGAAUGCUCAUCAAGAGUAGAUUUUAAAGUGGGUACAGUUAGAGAAGUGAAUGUUAGAUCAGGACUUCCUGCAACCACCAGCACCGAAAGGUUGGAGCUUCUCGAUGAUGAACAGCGCAUUUUUGGCGUCAGAAUCACAGGCGGCGAUCACAGAUUAAGGAAUUACUCAUCAACAAUAACAGUUCAUCCAGAAACGAUCGAAGGAAGGCCCGGAACAUUAGUCAUUGAGUCGUUUAUAGUCGAUGUACCUGACGGGAAUACCACAGAGGAGACCUACUACUUUGUUCAGUACCUUAUCAACUGCAAUCAUAAGUGCUUAGCUGAAGUUUCUGAGAAGAUUGCACUGCACACCAAUAACUCUGGAUUUGCCAUUGCCAAACCCGUUGAAUGUUAAUUUUGGAUCUUUAGAAGUUUCAACUCUGAAGGAGGCUGCUUCAGACAGUAGUAGGUGAUUGCUUGAGCAGUAUUUGAUUCAACAAUUGUUUUGUCUCCUUUCAGUAGAAAAUUAUUGGUUUGUUCUUUCUCAUUUGAGUUAUGCUACUUAAUGGAUUCAGUUUGUUUGAUGAUGACAACAGCUGUUUCUCCAAAAAGUAUGAUGUAUGUUAAUAUGCUCAUUUGGACUGUUAAUUGCAAGGUAUUUUCGUCUAAAAUGUCCGACUUUUGA